This is a messenger RNA of Aspergillus homomorphus CBS 101889, 2930 nucleotides long. RefSeq names its product Rab GTPase-binding exocyst subunit SEC15. The transcript has 9 exons. Gene Ontology annotation, biological process: Golgi to plasma membrane transport; intracellular protein transport; exocytosis. NCBI's taxonomy places the organism in Eukaryota, Fungi, Ascomycota, Eurotiomycetes, Eurotiales, Aspergillaceae. The record is from RefSeq and is a predicted model, not a curated record. The coding region runs from base 416 to 2716 and encodes 766 amino acids. Gene Ontology annotation, cellular component: membrane; exocyst.
UGAUCACCUACUUGAGAAGUCUCAGGGUAUCAUGCCAUGUACCUAUAAAUUGGAAGUACGUAGCCAACUAAUAGCUGAUCAGUUUUUCUAGAAAAACCGAAGCUGGCAUUGUACAUAUAUGGACUGGACUAGUCUAGAACAUGUUUCGAUAUCAGCUACAUAACUCGCACGCAUAUCGUCUCCUCUCUUCUAAUCAACUCACCUUCCAAACUAAUCGUGCCACCGUCGAGGACGACAGAUCAGUCAUCCGUACAUGAUCAGGCUGGUUGUCCAGGUCUCCUGCGGUAUACCGUCUGUGUGAUAUUCCGCAAAACCAAAUCAUAAUUACCAACAAACCAACGCUCUCCGGCAACCUCCCUAGAGACCGCAAGGGCCCUGCCCCGCAUCUGGGUUGUGACAAUCCCAAGCUAUCAAGAUGCCAUCUCUACCCCCCUCACGCAAUGACGCACAUGUAUUGAAUCAAAUCAUCAUAUCGCCCUCUGACACAGACUACCUGGAUCAGUUGAUUCCGUCCAUCAAAGAAUACAGUGUUGGCAACAGGACCUCUCAGCUCUUGCACUCUCUAGCAAAAUUUGCCAGCGAUAAAGAGACGGAAAUAGAAAGCAUCUGCAAUACCAAUCAUCAAGAAUUUGUUGCUUCAGUCAAUCAACUCCUUCGUAUUAGAGAAGGUACGGUUAGCCUAACAGCUGAGAUUCUGGAUCUCAACCAAUCUAUCCAAGCGAGUACAGAAAAAUUGGCAGAGCAAAAAAGAGCACUAGUGGACUCGCGCAGUCACCGACAAAAAAUUGAUGAGACAUCCUAUGCUAUUCAAGACUGCCUUGAAGUCCUGCGCCUUGCCAAUCAAGUCCAUGAUUUGCUAGCCAGAAAAAAUCAUUAUGCAGCCCUGCGCGCCCUCGAGGAGCUACAAAGUGUACAUCUUAAAGGGGUCACACAAUACAAGAUCGCUGAGUUGAUCCAACGCUCAGUGCCUGCCACACAGAAGAUAAUCGCUGAAGCAGUCAUGUCUGACUUGAACACUUGGUUGUACAGAAUUCGUGAGAUGUCUCAAUACCUGGGCGAAAUAGCUCUGUAUCAUACCGACCUGCGAAAGUCGAGACAAAAGGAAAGAGCUGAGACGUUGCCCUACUUAGGUCAAUUCAAACUUAACUCCGCCAUUGAGCUUGUCUCUGAUGAGAGUGAAGAAUAUGAUUUACUACAGAACGACGAACUCCAAGUUGACUUUACGCCACUAUUCGAAUGCCUACAUAUCCACCGAUCCUUAGGGCGUAUAGACAACUUCCGCAUCGAAUAUGCUAAUACGCGCCGCCGGCAAAAGGAGCUCUUGCUACCGACAUCCAUAACUCUGAUUGACGAAGAUGGGGCUUGUCUACAUAACUUCCUUGAAGAAAUGGCCGGAUUCGCGAUCGUGGAGCGUUCAACCAUGAAAAGAAUUCCGGAUCUGAGAUCACCUGUUGACGUCGAUGAACUUUGGGACUCAAUGUGUCAAGCUGCUGUAAACUUGAUACUAAGGGCACUUCAUGAGGUCGAGAAUGCCGAGAACUUGCUGAAAAUCAAGAAUCUUAUUGCAUUAUUUAUGCAAACAAUGAACACAUGGGAUUUCCCCGUUGGAGCGUUCGAUUCAUUUCUGUUAACACUCUUCAAAAAAUAUGCCGACCUCCUCAAGAAGAGGUUUAGCGAGGAUUUUCAAGAAAUCGUUUCGACCGAUGAUUACAUGCCUAUGCCGAUACAGACACUCGAGGAAUACGAGAAGGUACUGAAUGUUAGCUGGUAUACGCCUGAGAAGCCACACGAAGAACAGAUAUUUCCUUGUGUCUUGCCGUUCUCCCAGAUGUAUCCGCUGUGCUGCAUUGACAUACGUAAUUUCCUGAACCAAUUCUACUUCUUCGCCAAUGAUGAUUUCACGCAUGCCAAUGUGAUUGAUGAAACACUGAAAGAUGCAUUGGACGAACUCCUCUCGAACAAAGUCUGCGACACUCUGGUUGAACGUCUGUCUUCUCAGUACCUGGGACAAAUUGUGCAGAUUCUCAUCAAUCUAGAGCAUUUUGAACAUGCAUGUCGCGAGCUUGAGCUGCUGCUUGCGGCGGCAAGGUCGCAGAACUCUUCGUGUGAAGUAGUGAUUUUGAAAGCCACCGAAAAGUUCAAGAGCAAUAAAAAGGCAGCCGAGAAGCGAAUCUUCGAGGUAGUCAACUCUAAGAUUGAUGACCUUAUCGAGACCGCGGAGUACGAUUGGAUGGCACCUAGCCUGCCGACAGAGCCGAGUAAUUACAUGCAAACGCUGACAAGGUUCCUCUCAAACAUCAUGAACUCAACGCUUCUGGGUCUCCCCACAGAAAUUAAGGAGCUGAUAUACUUCGAUGCCCUUAGCCAUGCUGCAAAUAUGAUCCUGGCACUUCCUCUUUCUCCCGACGUGAAAAGAAUCAACCCAAGUGGUGUGCUAGCGCUUGCUAAAGACGUCGAGUACCUUUAUCAAUUUGUGGACAGCCUCGGUGUGCCCAUACUGCGGGAGAAUCUUGACGAGUUACAACAGACGGUGCAGUUGAUGCAGGCGGACAACACAGAUGAAUUCUACGACAUAUCCACACGAAACAAGAAGUAUGGACGUGUAGAUGCCAUCAAUGGCCCUGUCCUGCUCGAGAAGAUUACGCGUUCUGUGCAAAGCUCUGCGAAAACUGACAAGUUUGCCACCUUGUCUUCGAGGUUUGGAAAGAAGUCAUAAGAAUGAUGCGGGUUACUCCAAGACUUUCUUCCAACAAAUCAGGGAUAUCGAAGUGUCAUCGACUACAUAAAUCGCGUUUGACUGGAAUAUGUCAUUAAGGGGGCUUGUAGGUUGAGUAAAAAUCCUUAUUCUACCAUUGCGUUUCUUGACAAGGCCUAUCACUCCUUCCGAUUCCACAUAAAUGUCAGAACAAUUGAAAAAUGCCGAACAGAAU